AUGAGAAAUGCGGGCUCCGACUCUGAGCAGGACCGUCUACUAGAAGAAGCAUCAGCUGUUGUUAAGGAACAGGCAUGGCUGAUGAAGCAGUCGAUCGCCAACAACAACAUGCGAGAGACGUUGAAGCAUGCGUCCAACAUGAUAUGUGAACUAAGGACGGGUACACUGGAGCCUAAGACCUACUACGAGCUCUAUAUGCAGGUUUUUACUGACUUACAAUCGUUGGCGUUGUAUUUCCAAGAAACUCAGAGGCAUGGUAUGAAAUUGUCCGCUCUCUACGAGUCAGUCCAGCAUGCAGGUAACAUCAUACCACGAUUGUAUUUACUGAUAACAGUGGGAGCGGGUUUUAUACAGAGCAAGGACGCCCCUGCCAAGGAGAUACUCACCGAUCUCACUGAACUUUGCAAGGGAGUUCAGCAUCCCAUAAGAGGCUUAUUCCUACGAUACUAUUUAUCGCAGUGCUGCAAGGAUAAAUUACCAGAUACUGGCUCAGCGUAUGAAGGGAUCGAGGGGGGCAAUGUGUACGACGCCAUUGAUUUCAUACUCAACAACUUCACGGAGGCCAACCAACUGUGGAUAAGACUCAAUCAUCAGGGUAGUCUACGAGACCGGGCGAGGCGAGAAAGGGAGCGACACGACCUUCGUGUUCUUGUGGGCAACAACCUCAUUAGAUUGAGCCAACUCGAUGGCAUGGAUAAGAAUAUAUACGUAUCGAUCGUUUUGCCCAAGCUGUUGGACCAAGUGGUCUCAUGCCAGGAUACUAUGGCUCAGCAAUAUCUACUAGAUUGCAUUAUACAGGUCUUCCCGGAUGAAUAUCAUCUCUCUACACUGGACUCACUUCUAACGACAUGCAGCAAAACCAACAGCGCUGUGGACCUCAAGCCAAUCAUUGUCAACCUUAUGAAUCGUCUAGCAGUAUACGUUUCGUCGAACCCGGGGUCGGUCCCUCACGACUUGGACGUUUUCGAGCUCUUCCGAUCGCAUCUCGAUCGUAUGUUGGACCGCAGUGAGAUCGAUGCGGCACAAACCGUUGACACUUCGGAGAGUGGACAAGGUAUUGGUCUUAGAGGCGUGGUAGAGGGAGUCGUAGCAGUCUGGCGUCCCUGA
Molecule: messenger RNA, 1107 nt
Organism: Perkinsus marinus ATCC 50983
Lineage: Eukaryota; Perkinsozoa; Perkinsida; Perkinsidae
Product: vacuolar sorting protein, putative
Exons: 12
Coding region: 1-1107 (368 amino acids)
Biological process (GO): intracellular protein transport; retrograde transport, endosome to Golgi
Cellular component (GO): retromer complex; retromer, cargo-selective complex; late endosome
Source: RefSeq, a predicted model, not a curated record